CCGAACCCUGCAUCUGACGAGCCAGAUGUCAGAGUCAGCCUUGUAAUCCAGCCUGCUGAGCCGGCGGGUUUUCCAGUGCCGCCUCCGUUGGCGAAGGCUGAAGAACAUGUUGCGAUUCCGCGACAGUUGUAUAUCAGAACUGCAGACCUUGUUAAAUUUGGAUGCUCUGCUGGAUGUUUGGGUUGUGAGGCGCACCGUGAUGGCAAACCACCUGUUGCCCACUCACAGGUGUGCCGUGCCCGGCCCUACCCACUGAUGAGGUCUUCUCUUCAGGGGCAACUCCGGGAAGAGCGUCAGAAACGAAGACCUGAUGACUACAAGGGCCGUUCUUCCAAGACGGAUCCGGCCGAAAAUCCAACAGUUGAGAACGAUUCGAAACGGCAAAAUGUAUCUCAAGACGUGUCAGUUGAAACCAGUUUGAGCGCAUCUGGUCAGAAACGCACGUCUUCUGCAGCUGGUCCGCCAGAGGGUGUCCGGAGCGACAGUGGAGAAGCGAUGACAGUCGAAGUGCCGAUUCCUGCUCAAGCAGGGCCUGCGUCGCCAGCUUCCGGUUCAGCUGGAAUUGGUCUAAGCGGUUCUUAUUUAGAUGCGCAGCGUGAAAACACAAACGCAGGAGAGUUGAGCGCAAUGCCGCAGAGCAUCGCUCAAAGUGUAGAUAUCGAUUCUUUUCACUCGUUGCAAGAAUCGUUUCGUAAGUUAGGCUACAACACAUGCGUGUCUGAACUGGUAGACAAAUUUGACAGUGAAGUUGGUUUGUGUCACGGUUUAGAUGCAACUUUGGUUCUUGAUUUUACACGCGUCAACCCCAGAUAUGGCAGAAGUUGGGAUUUUAGCACCCCUGCACAUCGCAAAAACGCGAUCAUGGCAGUGAACACGAACAUGCCGUUGUUAGUAAUUGGGGCAAUGACCGUGGGUGUGGAUUCGCAGCAACGAAAAGAUCAUGUACGAUUUCUGAAUCGUUUGUACAAUAGCCAGACAAAUACUUGCAAGUUCUUUUUACACGGCAGUGCCGGAACGAAGCCAAAACAGGCUUGGAGCGGCAAUUCCACAUCGUGCACGGAAACAGUUCGAAAAUGGUGUCCGGACGGGUUCUUGCGAACAGGUGUCUCGCAAACCCGUUUCUCAGCAGGUGUUCUUGAAGGUUUCAUUGAUGAGUUGUAUUGUUCGCAUUUGUUGAGUUUGAAUUCGGUAGGUGUUGUUUUGUGCUCGGAGGCUCCGGUUCCCCAAACCGGGGAUUAUUCGACGUAUUGGGACAACCUGUCCGGAGCACCGCUCGAGAUUUCAAAGGUGUUAGAGGCGAGGCAGGCAGAAAUGAAAGAGGUAGAAAAGCACAAUGUUUACACGAAAGUGCCAAUCUCUGAAUGCUUUGAGAAAACAGGGCGGGCUCCCAUAGGCACCCGCUGGGUGGACGUGAACAAGGGCGACGAGAACCGGCCCGAAUACAGGAGCCGGAUCGUUGCACAGGAACUGAAGAAAUUAGAAGAUAGGGACGACACGUUUGCCGCAACACCACCACUUGAGGCUCUGAAAUUCAUCUUCAGUCUGUGCAUGACAGAAACACCAUAA
Molecule: messenger RNA, 1566 nt
Organism: Prorocentrum cordatum
Lineage: Eukaryota; Dinophyceae; Prorocentrales; Prorocentraceae
Source: the annotation of a GenBank genome assembly